This is a messenger RNA of Spodoptera littoralis (African cotton leafworm), 399 nucleotides long. The record is from the annotation of a GenBank genome assembly. NCBI's taxonomy places the organism in Eukaryota, Metazoa, Arthropoda, Insecta, Lepidoptera, Noctuidae.
AUGGCGUCUCAAUUUUAUAUUUACGCUCUUACUUUUUCACUAGUGGUUUUAAGUAUAAAUUGUUUAAGAGACAAUUGGCAACAAAAUUCUGAUCUGGUAGAUGAACAGUAUGCAGCCAGACAUUCUGCAAGCCGGUUUAGACGGCAGAGCCCACUACUAGGUCACAAAAACUAUGCGCAGGCGGUGGCUCAACCAAGUGUGGUGGUCGUGCCUGGGGUUCCUAACACCGCAUAUAGAGGAUCAUCUUAUGGAACACAGAGCGUCCCUUACGGUACCCAAAUGGCUGGUUAUGGCGUAAACAGAGCCCCUACCGUAGUGGUCAGUGUCCCAGAUAGCAGUAGCUGUAAGAAAAGCAAAAAGAAGAAAAAAAAGAUUUUCUCAGAUUUAGAGGAAGACUAA